This is a messenger RNA of Eremothecium gossypii ATCC 10895, 1605 nucleotides long. It is a transcript of the gene RSC58, whose product is annotated as Rsc58p. Gene Ontology annotation, molecular function: protein binding. Gene Ontology annotation, biological process: regulation of transcription by RNA polymerase II. The transcript is spliced from 2 exons. The record is from RefSeq and is marked provisional. Gene Ontology annotation, cellular component: RSC-type complex; nucleus. The coding region runs from base 1 to 1605 and encodes 534 amino acids. Lineage: Eukaryota; Fungi; Ascomycota; Saccharomycetes; Saccharomycetales; Saccharomycetaceae.
AUGGAAGACUCAUUAAAAGAGGAGAUUUUCAAAGACCUGUAUACGAUUCUAGAAGCUGCUUCUUCGAAAUGCAAUGUCAUUGACGAAAAGUUCCCGGGCGAGUUUUUCGAGUCGGAGCCCACAAGGAUAUACAGCAGCUAUGUGGAGUUCCUGCGCGGGCGGGCGGACGCGGAUGCCCAGAUAGACGAGCAGCAGUUGGCGUUGACGAACAUACGGCAGCGGUUCGAGGAGGGCGAAUACGCGCGCAGCAAGGACGGCUUGUACCGGCUGUACCACGACGUGCGGCUGGUCAGCACGAUGCUGAUCCAGUACUACUCGCCGGGCACACGCAGUUACCAGAUGGUGGACAAGUUCUACAAGUUUGCCACUGAGCUGCUGCUGCGCGAGUGCUACAAGCACGGCGCGAUGCUGGUGCACGCGGAACCCUAUGUGAAGAGCAAGGAGGAGACGGAGUUCUUCAACAUCAUCUCGAAGGACUUCAUCAAGAUAUCCACGAGCUACACGCUGCCGAUUGUAGAAUCGUACCACAUUUCAACGAAGUUCGGCGAUCUGUUUUCCUCUACGAUUUCAAGCUCGCCGCUCGACGAGCGCCCGCCGGACCUGCCCAACAGCAAUUUUGAGGUAACAAAGAUUAUUCCUCACACAGGUCUGCACCUGAGCAAUAAGCUGGGGUUUGUGGCAGCAAAUACAAGUAAUAUACCGGAUCCGACCCUCCCCCCAACUGAGAUGAUGACGAAGUUUUUGCAUCCAAACUGGUAUGCAUUGCCGACCACGCUUUGGCUGAAGUAUGGUGGCUAUGAAUCCUUUGCCCCAACGAUAACAGAAAACGGCUCUGUGGUGGACUCUUCUCGUAUCGGCGAUAUAUGGCUUGAGCGCACCAGCUACCACGAGCUGUGGAAGCUCAGAAAGGGCGUUAGAGACGGAGAAUCUAAUGCUAUGAGAGAAGAGGAGAACGGUGGUAAGGUUGGGGAACCUGAAGCUACUAUAGAGGAAGUUCACGAUAAAGUUGAGGAAGCGGAUACUACCAGAGAGGAGGAUAAUAGCGUCGACAAGGAGAAGGAUGAGUCGGCUGGCAAGGAACAGGAGGACAAGAUUGAUGAUUCUGAAAAUAUUCCCGAGGUACCUGUGACCUCAACCCUAUCAGCAGCUUUGAUUAAUGGAGGUACUGCACAGCAGCACAAAAAUGAUGCUGUGAGUGCUGUGGAACCAUCAGAACAACAAAAGACUAACACAUAUACGCCAAAGUCCGUCAAUGUCAACCUAGAGCAUCUAUACAGAUGGGCGCCUUCCAAUGAGAUAGAUGAUGAUGAACUGGAGGCUUUCCGUAACAACACGCAUCAGCAGUUGAUCUCUAAAUGCUUGCUCCAGCUACAGCAGAUGAAACGGAGUAGGAUCCAAGCUGGUAAAGUAUCAAAGCCAACUUCGGAAGAGACGAAGAUUUACUUCAAAAUUCAGCGCAUGCUGAAGGAGGUUAUACUGGCUCAACAGGCUGCGGAAUUCCCAAAAAUAUACAUCAAAGAGUUUCCAGUGUUACAAGCUAACUAUGCUGGUAAUAUACCCGUGGUGAGAACUUACCCAAAUAGAAAGAAGAAGUAUAAGAAAUGA